UCAGAAGAGCAGAAACACGAGAGAGAGUGAGAUUCAAUGAGCUUCGGUUUUUCGCACAAAACCGCAGAGCAAAUUUAAUGAGUGGUUGUUUUAUCCUGGAGGAGACCGGCUGAUAGUCUGUUGUGCGAAUAACGAGGCAGUGCCGCGAACUUCUUAAAGAGAGCGACCUAGUCCGCGACUCAGCCAGAUAGGUAACCCUAAAUUUAUGUUCGAUUUCCAACAAUUUUAAGACGUUUGGUUGCUGUCAUAUUUAUCGACCAAAAUACUGAUUUUGGCUGGAUCGAUUUUUUUCCUUUCGCCGCCGUGAUUUUUUUCCGAUUGCCAUGGAAAACAACGGAUCGAUUCAGAGGCUAUUUGGCAAUACGGAGAGAUCGGCGGAGAUUCAUUGGAACGCAAGCUCUUUGGAUUACAACUAUUUGGAACGUAGACAUUAAAUUCUUUAUGGGGCAAUUAAUCAGAUCGGGAUGCGAGGAUUGGAGCGGCAGAGUUAAGCGAAAUCAAUGACGCAGACUUCAAAGAACAAUUCAGUGUUUGUAUCAAGGAGCUCAGCCUGGGAAAUUGGAAAAGAGGUCGGGCUGGUCAGGGUACUUAAAGCUGACCUCGAUAUUUCUGUGUGGCGCUCGAAGGACAGAACCAGCUUCUUCAAAAUUCCAAUGAUACUGCUAAUGUACGAAGUAGGCGUCAAUGCCAUUGUCAAAAGAAAUCAGGCGGCAGAUGCUAUGGAGGAAGUCUCUUGCUUCCUUGUCGGUUCCGUGCAGGCACCUGACUGGCAUCCAUUCAGCUUAAGCUCCGUUAAUUACUUGUGCAGGCGAUGGAAUGGUUAAAUGGAGAACUAUUGUACAUUUUGGCCACGGAUGUUUCCCACCAUCAAUCCCACGGGUAGCACCACCCAAAACUUGUUGCUUAGUCACCAUUGUCGUCUCCUGGAAUUGUACCAUGAGGAAGGAGUCCCCUGCCAAAUCCCCUAGUUCCUUGCGAAAGAAUAAGCGGGAAGAAAGAACAAGGGGAUGGUCUCCCAAUCAAAUCCUUCCCUGGUCUGCUUGUAAAGGGGGGAAUUAAUUCCUCAUAUAUGGGGUCCCUUUGGACUAGCUAAUUGCCAGGAAGGAAGAAAAUUGAGAGUCUCAAUUUAAUGCAAGCUUAUUCGUCAUAAACUCCGGUGGUUAUAUUUCUAGCACUAACCACUCGAGCCCUAUGAUUGGAGGAUGGCAAUGGUUGGUCCUCUUUUGCGGCAACGAAAAAAAUUGAGUGUACAACGGCCUUCUCAUUAUGGAAUAAAGGGAAUCAAGUGCGGAAUCAGCUCACUGAGCCGAGCAUAGCAUAGAGAUGAAGGAAGAGGACAAGAAGAACUAGGUUUUCAAAUGGACUAUUUUCAAAUGUGCCCUCUUACAGCAAAUUGUUCAAGAAAUAGGAAAGCUACGCGUGGUGCUAUUUGCUGUGAAUUCAGAAGGCAAUGACUUCUUGAAAGAGGUAAGAAUUUCAACCUUACUUGUGAGUCAUUUAUGAAUGACAAAAUUAGAAUAUAUUCAAUAGAUCUUUGAGCAUACAAUUGAGAACUCUGGUGAAUGCUAGAGAAGAAGCUAGAAUUGAUGCAUGAAUAGGUUGAUAGUGAGAUGUGUUAUGCUUAAUGAUUAGAGUACAACUUAGUAUACAUGGAGUAAUUUUGAAUGCAUAUUCCAUGGUAAAUGUGCUAGUGAAAUAGGUUGUAUGCCCAUAUUAAUUUUUCGAAGAAGUACUGAUUGUCAGUACUAAGCGAGUCAUUCGUGCGAUUCUGAAAUGUAAAAGGUUCAAGAAUAAAAGUAGCAAACCGAACCAGACCUUACACCAACCAGAAUGGUACCCUCUUGGUAACCAAUGCAUACUAAGACAUAUGCUAUUAAGAAAGUGUUGUUGAGUACUACUCACUCCACUAUUGGUCAUGGUCAUGAGGUAUGCAUAUGAUGAUAAAGUGAAAUGACUCUUAAAUAUGUGAUUAGAGAAUCAGAAUCUUUGGAUUUGAUUCAUUUUGAAAUGGGUGAACGAGAAUAAUGUGAAAUGCUUUAU
Messenger RNA from Linum trigynum, 2040 nucleotides. NCBI's taxonomy places the organism in Eukaryota, Viridiplantae, Streptophyta, Magnoliopsida, Malpighiales, Linaceae. The record is from the annotation of a GenBank genome assembly.